CACGCGCCUUCCUUUGCCAGUUCGUCCGGCCACUCACUCGAGUGACGACCGCUUCAAUGAGCGUACGCCGCGCGCGCGCACCAUCCACGAUUUCAGAUUUCUAAACGUGACUCAAAAUAUUGUGUUGUGCCAAAAUCGUGACAGACCAACGACACCAUUGAAUGCGACGAAUAAGUGAUGCGAUAAUCUGAACAGUGUGGAAUCAAAACAUGUGAUGUUAAAUAGCAUUUGUGCGAUACCGGUGAAGUAAACGGUGUUCGUAUUUUAUGUAAGCCCACAAUGUGCUGGCCGGUGCGAUGAGCUUGGUGGCGUUGGUGGCGCUGGCGCUGCUGGUGAUGGCGAGCUCAGCAAACGCCCAGCUUCCACCGGCGGACGCGCCGCCACAACUCAACGACACACGAUGCGGCACAGAGUGCGUUCGUUGCGGUGCGGACGGGUGCGUGAAGUGCCUUAGACUCUUGGUCUGGCCGGGCGGCACAUGCACACACGAGUGUCCCUCUGGUACCAGGGAGUCUUGGGCGCAUGAUGACCACCUCAUGGGCCGAAUCUGCUAUCCUGGUCACGCUUAUAAUGAGCUGCUGGUCGGAGGCGCGUGUGGUGCCGUACUGUGUGUCGCGCUGGUCGCAGCAGCGGCUGCGUACGCUCGUUGCAGGAACAACGCGCGUGCCCAAGCGCAACCGCUGCCCCAGCGUACGAACCACGACGACGACACGCGACUACGGGAGUUCCACAAACAACUUGAUUGCUUACGUCCUCAUGCCUACACACUCCUAGCGAUAUUGAAUCACACGAGGCACCAGGUGCGAGAACUUUAUCAGCUCGGAAACAACGACGCUGCAAUGGCUUACAGUUGCAUACUGAGUGAUCUGGCGAAGCUGCUUAUAUUGUUAAACAAACAACACGUACCAGUGGUGCCGGAAGAAUGGCCACGUCUCGCCAGUUGGGCUGAACGAAUUCUUAAAAGGUACAGUCGCAACAGACAACAGCCACAAGCAGGGCAACUCGUAAAUGUCUUACCAACGCCACCGAGUCACAGCUCUGACUCGGAAACAACGCAACAGUCGUUUUCCACUUUUAAACCACCGUCAUAUUCCCCCACAUCAUACGACAGUAAUAUAGAUAAAGUAUCAGAAAAUCAGUCCGAAUGGAAUGACGUCAGACCACCGAGCUACUCCCAAAUAGAACGCGAAGCAAUAGUCCUCUCCGAUCAUUGGGAGAGGAGACCCAUUGUGAGACGUGAAAGUGUAUGGCUAGAAGAUGAAUUAUUCGAAAUGACGAGGCGGCCUCAAGAUGAACUCACCACUGAACUAUGAUUUUUUAUGACUUUUACCCUUAUGGAUUUCCAUAAUUACCAUUCCAAGUCUGAUAAGUACAAAAUAUAGUUUAAUUAAUUUAAAUGUAUAAAGUUUACUACUUGCAUGUAGUUUUUAUACGAGAUUUGUUUCUAAUAAGCUAUUUAAGCUACUUUUGUUAAUAUAUUUUGUAACAAUUAGGUUAUAAAUGUAUGCUUGUUGUGUGACAUUAAUGUAAAUAUUAAUAUAAGAUGUUGAUUGUAAAAUUAUAAUAAAAUAUUUCCGAAAGAAACAUCUGAAAUAAAGUUGAUU
This is a messenger RNA of Bombyx mandarina (wild silkworm), 1604 nucleotides long. RefSeq names its product FU domain-containing protein T48 (gene T48). Lineage: Eukaryota; Metazoa; Arthropoda; Insecta; Lepidoptera; Bombycidae. The record is from RefSeq and is a predicted model, not a curated record.